Molecule: messenger RNA, 1101 nt
Organism: Diversispora eburnea
Lineage: Eukaryota; Fungi; Glomeromycota; Glomeromycetes; Diversisporales; Diversisporaceae
Source: the annotation of a GenBank genome assembly
AUGUCUGACGGAAAAUUAGAAAAACCCGAGAUAGAUUUUACAAAAAUUGUUGAUGAACAGUUACCAGAGACCGAAGAACUUGCUAAACGUGGAGGUUUAGAUCAAGCAUUAGAACAGUUAUUGACACUUGAAAAGCAAACUCGUCAGGCUAUUACGAAAAUGGUGCAAGAAGUUAUGACAUACAUUGAUAGUACUCCGGAUUUGAAAACAAAGUUAGAUUUAAUUGAUACUUUACGUAUUAUUUAUGUUGAAGUUGAGCGUGCUCGAUUGACCAGAUUCCUAUCCAAAAUUAAAGAAGAUGAAGGAAAUGUUAACGAAGCUGCUGAUAUUUUACAAGAAUUACAAGUGGAAACAUUUGGUUCAAUGGAAAAGAGAGAGAAGACAGAUUUCAUUUUGGAACAAAUGAGAUUAACUCUCGCCAAGAAAGAUUACACUCGAAUGCAAAUCAUUAAACAAUAUUUAAAUGUAUGCAAAUAUUAUCUUCAAGUUUAUGAUACACCUUCAAUUAAAGAAGAUGAACAAAAGUGGAGAGAAGUUUUAGAAAAUAUUAUCUAUUUCAUUGUUCUCUCACCUUACGAUAAUGAGCAACACGAUCUGCUACAUAGAAUUUUUCAAGAUCCUAAUCUUCCUAAACUUAAUUUACACUAUGAACUUUCUAAACAUUUUACAACUCCAGAACUGAUGCGAUGGCCUCGUAUUCAAGAAUUAUAUGGAAUCGCAUUAAGGCAAACUCCCGUAUUUUACGCAAAUGAUGAAUCUGGUGAGAAACGUUGGCAAGAAUUACAUAAACGAGUGAUUGAGCACAACAUUCGUGUAGUCGCCAAAUAUUAUACACGCAUUAGAAAUAAGAGGUUGACACAAUUAUUAGACCUCAACGAAGAGGAAACCGAAGAAUUUCUUUCAAAACUUGUCGUCUCCAAAACUAUUUAUGCCAAAAUCGAUCGGCCCGCUGGAAUUGUUUGUUUUUCUGCUCCUCGAGAUGCUAAUCAAGUAUUAAAUGAUUGGUCAAAUAAUAUUAAUUCAUUAUUAGGACUAAUAGAAAAAACCUGUCAUUUGAUUACAAAAGAAGAAAUGUUACAUAGUAUUGCUAGAGUAAAAUGA